This is a messenger RNA of Symsagittifera roscoffensis, 6889 nucleotides long. Its product is annotated as fibronectin type-III domain-containing protein 3A-like. Gene Ontology annotation, molecular function: protein binding. The record is from RefSeq and is a predicted model, not a curated record. The transcript is spliced from 21 exons. Lineage: Eukaryota; Metazoa; Xenacoelomorpha; Acoela; Convolutidae. The coding region runs from base 1311 to 6434 and encodes 1707 amino acids.
CAGCCAUCGUGGAAUGCUAAAUUUACUGCUUUAAAUAGCAAAUUAGUCGCAAUGGGGGCGAGGGUAAAUUGAAGAAUUGAGUUGCUCACAUGGGUCGAAUGUUUUGUAGUUGAAAUAUUUUUAAGCGCGGUGGGGAUUGGGAUAUUUCCCUGCGCAAUGUGCACUCCUUAAUUUAGAACAAACCAACUUAUGUAGGUGCUAUUUGUUCCCUAGUCUUUCCUGUUUCCUUGUUGAGUUGUCAAUUUUGUUUAGCUAGUAGCAAUAGUCUAAGUCAAGUCAAAGUCACUUUGUUUGAUAAACUUCUAUCUGCAAGUAAACAUUGAUCGAUCUGACUGACGACACCAAAGUGCUUCUUACUUAUGCUUCGUUGGUUGGAGACUGUCUAGCUAGUAACUCCUUUCUCUUGUCUUGUCUAUCGAUUCGAUCUUUAUUUCUCUUUUCUUUGCUUCUAUCCCCGAAUUUUGAGCUCGCUUCACUGGGUACGACCCACUGAGUUCAUACUCUUUGAUUUGAUUUUCAAAACCACAGGUUCAAAUGCAUAUGAAUUAGUUGUUAUAUUGUUUUGUUAUGCGGAAAGAUUAAUUUCGACUCUUGUAAAUGUCAAAUGGCUUAGCUAGAUCAAAACUGUAUUUCUAAUAAUCAUAAUGUCAACCACCUACAUCUUCUGGCUCGGAUAUUUUAACAAGUCAUCCAGUUUGAUGCUGUUGCUGCUGUGUGUGUGACGAGUUAGCAAUUGAAGACUGUUGAUAUUAUUACCAUCUAAAACUCGCUGAAGAGUUUCGGGAGCGGGAUCUGGAAAGAGGGUCAAGCAUCUGGUGGCUCUGAAAGGAAAACAAAUUGGAAAUUCAUAUCAACGAGCUGGUUUUAUUAGAACAACGCAUAUUACAUUAUCGUUUGCUUCCAUUUUCGGCAACAACAUAGCUCGUUAUUCCGAUAUUGUUACCACUAUUAUCAAACGUUUUUGCAACCUACUGUUGCUUAUUUGUUAGAGCACACUCUUGUAAAGUUAGAACCUAAUCAUAAAUGAACCAAUGAACAGAUUCAAUUUCGUGCAAUCAACUUAGUAAUUUAUUUAGUUUCGUUACCUUAACAUUUAUUUUAAAAACACUGCAAUAGAUCACAUCAGUCGAUAGAUCAACAUUUCUGUCAAUCUAGUUUUAGUAGCUUUCGAACCGUUUAUUCUUACUACUACCUGUUCUUUCUUCCAUCAUCUAAGGCCAGUCGAGUCAUUUUGAGAUAGGUUUCGACAUCUUUCCUGCUUUGCGGUUGAACAAGUGCAUAUUGGCAUAUUGCGGACUUAACACUGACACAUGCAGUCUUACGUGAACGCAGUGCGUGACGGAGAUGAUCACGCACGCUCUAACGGGGGCAUCCACACUAAGAUGCGUGCAAAUGGGAGUGGGGACUCCAACUGUUCACACCUGUUUUCUCCCUCACACGAGGAUAGUGUGGAGCAUGAACAAGGCAGUGAGCAGCAUCAACACGACACAUCAGCUGAAUCAAUAGGAGCCUCAUCUCUCACCUUGUCAUUGUCCUUGUCCUCCACACUUGGCAGCUUAUCAGGUGUGGCAUUGUCGGCUUCUCAUCCAUCAGAAGCUCCUCUCUCAUCUAAUCUGGACGAUGUGGAGUCCUCACUCCUCUCUUCCUCUACUUCAAAUGACAGCAGUCUGAACAAGUCGCAUGAAUCCACUGACGCAAUGCCAAGCGAUGGUGGCAACAGACUGGUUCGAACUGGAGAGCACACUUAUCGAAUCCCUGAUGGGGAAAAGUGCACGGUUAAAGUAGGUGACAAAAUCAGAAUCAUACACGGGCCGGCCAUCCUUAACUUCGCGUCUUCUGACGGACUCAUGACCAGUGUAAUGGGCGAUGUUCCAAAAAUAUCUGCAUCUACAGCCGCUUCCUGUAACAUUCCUACGGCACGAGGGGCAAAGCCGACUACCACGUACGAGAUACGGGACAAGGCGUCUCUUCUGGUACCUUCAUUGAGCUCCUCUCCCUCGAAGAGUGAUCACGCGGAGGAGGAGGAAGGAGUAAUUGAAGGGGAGUUGAGAGUGUUCACGGAAGAAGGAAAUGACAAGCGAGACCACAAGAGGAGAGCGUCCGAUUUGAGUGAGAGAGCGCCAGACGGAUCACCCUCGGGAAUGGGAGACUACAAUCCUUGGAAACGAGGAAAAACAAAAGAAGAGGCAAGCGAUAAUGGGAAUGACAGUGGAUUGUUCAUAUGUGAGCCAGACAGCAGAGACCAACACCAUCAGACAAACUCGGAGGAAGAAGUAAUCAUUCUUGGGGAUUCCAAACAGCAUUCGUCAUCGGGCGACACUUCCUGUAUGUUACACGUGGACACUCGUCAUAAUCAUGCGUCCAACGGCACUACUAGAAGGACAGGGAGCCGACAGGUGUCUCCUUGUAGCGAGAAGUCACACGACUCAUCAUACAGUAGCCGCGGAAGUCCGGGUCCUCAUUCACCGACCAGCGACCAUCAUAGGCACUGCUCAUCAAUGUCAUCUCCCCUCUGCGACGACAGUGGAAUCGUGUCCAAUGGGGCUCUCUCAGCCACUGGUGGGUCCCGAAGGGCAAAGAGAAAAGUCAAAUUGGUACCCUAUCAGGAACCAACUGGUGCCGACUAUGUUGAAAGAGUGAAGACUGCUCUUUCGUCAGUUGGUGCUCCACGGGUGGUGGAGAUCGAGGCAACAAGAGCCAAAGUGAUAUGGGACAGUUGCAAUCCCACUACAUUCCCCCCUAACUCGCUGACGUCAUCCGGAGGUAGUAUUGUUGAUAGAGUGGUCUAUGUGAUCAGCUGGGGAGAAAAAGAGACAAACAAACGCACCCAAAUAACAUGUGGAAAUGUGUGCAACUGUCUUCUCGAGCCCCUCUCGCCCCUGCACGACUACGAAGUGUCUCUGCAGGCCACUGUGGACGAGGUCAGAGGUCACUACAGUGCUCUUAUCUCCUUCACCUCCAAGGGACUCCCACCCGAUAGACCAUCGCCCCCUGUGUUGAAGACAGCAGCACGCAACUCACUAGUGGUGGGAUGGCAGCCUCCUAAUAGUGAUAAUGGAUCCAAGAUCACCACAUACAAACUUUUCGCAGUGCAUGAGAGCAAACAGUUGGACUUGAGUGGGCUGGAUGUGUGGAAGGUGACCAUGGCUCCAGCAGCUGGCAGUGCUACAGGUGGUCCAGAUGGUAACAGUUAUGUGGAGGGUGUAGUUGGAGUGGAUGAGAGGCUGAAGUAUGAGGGUUGUCAGCGGAGUGCGAAACUGGACCACUUGCAGCCCAACACCGAGUACAGACUGAGACUGGUCGCAUGCAACAAACAUGGAUCGAGCGUGCCCAGUUCAGAAGUGAUCUUGCGCACUCUGCCCGUGCAGCCUCCGCAGCCAGACCCACCCUCUCUGGUGUAUAGAGACACGCAUACGAUCAGACUGAACUGGAGUGUGUAUCUGAACAAACACCUGAAGACACUGGCCAGACAGCAUAUAGACUUCACGCUGCAGAUGGAAGACCAGCAGAACAAGCAGCACGGCUUCAUCACCAAGUACUGCGGGCCAGACACAUGCUACACUCUCACUAAUUUACCCAGAAGUUCCAGCUUUGCAUUCAAGUUGUUCGCGGAGACUGCUGCCUCGAGUGUGCGUAGUGUGUCAAGUGAGGUGGCCACUUUCUGCACUUUAAACAGUGUGCCUCGUGCACCCACCGGACUCAAGUGUGUGGAUGUGACAUCGAAUAAGUGCUCCUUGGAGUGGGACCGAAUAGUCGACGAAGACGAGAAGCCGAGUGACGACGGGGGAAGUGCCGUGGUGGAGUACAUCGUGGAGAGAAGUAUCUCGGGGGGUCUGUUUCAGGAGAUCUACCACGGGGACGAUGUCACUCUCCCCAUCUCCUCCCUCUUCCCAGGCAUGGAAUACCACUUCAGAGUUGCAGCUGUCAACUCGGUCGGAAAGGGAAAGUUCUCGACAUCCUGUCUCUGCUACACGCACCCAGUCAUCCCCAACCAGUGCAAUCCACCAGUGGUCAACGGCAGAAUCAAACCCCAGAAUGUUCAUCUCUCCUGGACUCCCCCGGACUAUGACGGGGGCUCCCCUAUCAUGCAGUACGCAGUCAAACAAAUAGCGAACCUGGACAAGCCGGAGACUGGAGUGGAGAUUAGCAGGGACUUCAGCUUCGAGGUGCUGGUCUGUGAACUGAACCCGGGCAGUGUGUACGGAUUCAGUGUCUGUGCCAUCAAUUCAGUCGGGGCUGGUCCCUGGUCUGUUCCUGCAAAAAUCAGAACUGCGUCCGACAAACCAUCCGCACCGGAGCCACCCAGAGUCGUCUUCAAGUCAGCAACCCAUGCCAAAGUGUCGUGGACUGUGCCAAAGCAUUCGAACGGGAGCAAAAUCACCGAGUACAGACUGGAAGGCUGUGAGACAAAACGAACAUCGUCAUCUCAUGUCAAGUUUGAAGUGUGCAGUGCAAUCACCGGCUCUAAGUCUCCUCUUUCGGAAGAGGUGGCGGCUGCUGCAUCCCUUUCUAAUCUUCACAUGUCAUCCGCAUCAUCAUCCAGCAAUAAGGCAACAGGCGGUACUGGAGAGGGCCAUCAGUCAAUGAACUACCGUAAUCACGCUUCCACCUCCCGGUAUGGGGCUGCAUACGGAGGGGCCAAGGAGGACAACACACGCCAAAGACACUCGGCCGCCACAGCAGCUUCCAAAAAUAACAAUAACAAUCAAAACAGCAACUCAAAUAAUAAUGGAGGGAACUCUCCUACAUUCUAUCUUCUGUACAAUGGGACAAAGCUCUCGUUCGACUACACAAACAUGAAGCCGGCCACCAAGUACGCGUUCAGAGUGCAGGCUGUUAACGAGAUAGGUGCCAGUGUGUUCAGCAAGGAGACUGAGAUCGAGUCCCCGAUUAGUCAGCCAAACAUUGUGGAGAAGAUAUUUGCAGAUAAAGGUGCAGACUGGAUAUCGGUUAGGUGGCAUGAGCCAGAGUGCAAUGGGGCCCAGAUUCUCUCCUACAACAUAGAGUGUGCGAGACUCAAGUCCAGCUAUUACGCCUCCUCCUCCUCCUCCGGUGCAGCCUCCUCCCUCUCUCUCCACUCGCCCAAGAGGACGAUCCCAGUCGUCAUCGGAGACAAGAACCAGCUGCAGUUCCCAGACGAAAAAGUGGCUCACAUUCAUAGGUACAUGUGCGAGGACACUUGUUUCACGAUGAGGAACUUGAAGAGUGACUGUGAAUACUUUGUAAGAGUGCAAGCAACGAAUGAGAGGGGAGACAGUGAGUUCAGCACUCCAAUCAGUGUACACACUCUCAGUGUGCCUCCGGACCCACCCCAGCUGGAAUGUGUGAAUGCCACUAGUAGUAGUUUGAAGCUGAGGUGGACUGAUCUGUCGAACAGUUGCAGCAAGGAUCUCAAGUACCACUUGCAGAUGGAAGACAAAGCAGCCAGAUUCGUGACUACGUUCUCGGGUGCUGCAGUAUCUUACAAAGUGAUCAAGUUGCAGGAGCAGACGUCCUACACAUUCCGCAUCAACGCCUCCAAUGACGCCGGCUCGGGCCCCUUCUCAUCUCUCUACAGUUUCACCACCACCAAGAGUCCACCACCGCCCAUCAAAGCUCCGAAAAUGAGAGUGUGUCGGGAGAGCAAUUGUGCGGAGGUGAGUUGGGUGGCAGUGGUUUCCUCUUACACGGAGGACAAAGUGCUCUACCAGCUCAUGGUCGCAUUCGCUCCCAACAGCACCGAGUUCCUACAGGCAUACAAAGGAGAAGAGACGUUCUUGGAUAUGGACCAGAUAGUAAUGCUAGCUACCUCCAGGGGAGCAACGAUCGCGGCCAAUUCUGGAAAGAACAGUAAUGGAAGUGUUUUGGAUAUGAGACUGAAAGUGUGUGCUAUUAGACACAGCGUUGAGGACGACCAGAUGAUUUAUGGACAGUACAGUCCCAUGUCCAGUUUCCUAUACUCUCUUGACAAUCAUAAUAACACAUCUGCUAAUGGAGUAUCGAGCACAAACUCCGGUGGAUCCUCCAGUGUAGUUGCUAGGUCUGGCCUGGCCAGUUUGUCUCUAAGGUCAAGUAGUGGAUCAACGUCCAACUCCUCGAAUCGUCGGGACCGGGACAACGCAAACUGGAUUGAGCUGGACCAAAGCGAUAGCUAUACUGGUAAUGGCAAUAAUAGUUCUAUUCAAGUUACAGCUACAGGAGCUAGCAGUAACAAUGAGAAACGCAAAUCCAAGUCGAAUAAUGGGAGCAUUUCUGUGAGUUAUUCGGAAGGAAAAGCCUGCGAGACAGAUGAAAGUAGUCGUGAGUGUGGAAUGUUCCUUCGUGCUUUAUGUGUUGCGAGGACGAGUAUCCGUGAGUUCCAGCCGACUGACAAGCAAAUAGCUGUCAUGGUUCUAACUGUGUUCGUUCUUCUGGUGGCACUACUCACACUAUACGUACAACACAUGUUUGUGUAAAACGGAAAAGAAGCAGAAACUGCUGUAACAAAGAAAUUGAAUAUAAACAAUUUAUUUUCAUUUUGAGUCCAACUGCAGCAAUUUUAAGAGGGAAGAGCUGAAAAGAGACGCUGUAGAAGCGUUGAUUGAAUUGCUGAGCAGUGAAAUCAAAAUAGGAGACUGAAAAGCGUCAAAUGUUUCACUACAUGAUUAUAUUUUCAGUUUUCAGUAACUUGUCAAUCUUUGAAUUAUUUCGAUGGUCCAAGUAAGCUGGGAUUGGAGCUAUUUGCAACCAUCAUUGGCCAAACCGAAAGCGCGAAAUACUAUUUUGAUAGCAAUGUUGAAUGUUAAGGUUUGCUAGCUAUGAAAAUAUUUAUUUUCUGGUUUUAAAUGUUGAACUGAACGAAACAAGGAGCUAUUAGUCUUUCAGAGGAAGUCUCAUAGGAAAUUAAGAUUGUAAAAUAGCUAAUUGAAUU